CUCGAGUUAGUGAAACGCCACUUGGUGACGAGACGUUUCGUUGUCCUGUCAUUAUUACUUGAUUCUCAAUUUCCUGGCUAAUAUCACGCGAAAUUUUGUGUUUGUUCCUGUUCACUCAUCAGUUAGCCGUGGCUUCGACCAGUGAAAAAACGUAACAUUUUUCAAGUUAAUCGAGGAGAAGUUAUGGUAGUGGACGUGACUGUAGUGUUCGAGCUAUAAGCUCGUCCAUUCUUUCUCAUGGCAAACAGUGCAUUUUAGAUUAAUUUAUGGUUUUAUCUGAUUAGCCUGCUAAUUUGAUAACUUGAUUGGGUGCAAUGGCUGAAAACAGUAUCGCGCAUGAUUGGCUGGCGCCACGGUAGCCCAUUCAUCGCUCCCCCCGUGGCAGUAGCAUUAGGUAUAUCAGCUACCGGAGUUCAACUCUGAUGUUUUGGCAGCUGAUUUUAUUCUUGCUUACGAGCAUUGUAAGAUUAUUGGAAAAAUUUUUUUACCGUCCAUGUUAGUGGAAGAUUUACAAAGUGUAGUGACCGUAGAUUUCUCGCGAUAUUGUCGGCAGAAACUAAAGGGAAACUGACAAUAAAGCGUCUGGCUUUAUUCGGGAAGUAUCUAACGAUGACGUCAUGUGCUGAAACAUAAGCUGUUUUCACCUUGUUCCGCCACAACAAUAUUUCGCGUGUACAGGUGCGAAUUACAUAAAAUAAAAGUAUUCGUUGGAAUCUUGAUCGCUUAGUAAAUCGAUAACAAAAUGGAUUCUGAAGAGGAAAUGUACGAUGAUGUGGACUCUGGCAAUGAGUCCAGUGGUGACGAUGUGGAUUUUGCUAUGGAAAUUGAAGCAGAAAAUCCAAGAGAACGAACUACAGAUGUUGAUGAUUAUCCAUUUGAAGUUUUAUCAACAGAAGAGAUAGUACAACAUAUGAUUGAUUCUAUAAAAGAAGUCAACACAGUUGUAGAAAUACCAGCAACAACGACACGUAUUUUGUUAAAUCAUUUCAAAUGGGAUAAAGAGAAAUUAAUGGAACGAUUUUAUGACGGAGAUCAAGAGAAAUUAUUCACAGAAGCACGCGUUAUUAAUCCAUUUAGAAAGGGUCCAUUAAUAAAUAGAAGUCAAUCUUCCCAGAGCGCUUUGUCAACAAAAAUGAUGACAAAUGGUACAGAGGAAUGUGGAAUUUGUUUUAUGGUUCAACCAUCUGCAAUGAUGACCGGACUUGAAUGUGGUCAUCGCUUUUGUACUGGUUGCUGGGGAGAAUACCUCACAACCAAGAUUAUGGAGGAAGGAGUUGGUCAAACAAUCGCGUGUGCAGCACACGCGUGUGACAUUUUAGUUGACGAUGCCAGUGUUAUGCGUCUUGUCAAAGACUCUAAAGUCAAGCUGAAAUAUCAGCAUUUAAUAACUAAUAGUUUCGUUGAAUGUAAUAGGCUACUAAGGUGGUGUCCAUCUCCAGACUGUAAUAACGCUAUAAAAGUACAGUACAUUGAAGCCAGACCUGUAACUUGUAAAUGCGGACAUACAUUCUGUUUCCAUUGUGGUGAAAAUUGGCAUGACCCAGUAAAAUGUCAUUUACUACGUAAAUGGAUAAAGAAAUGCGAUGACGACUCGGAAACAUCAAAUUGGAUAGCUGCAAAUACAAAAGAGUGUCCGAAGUGUAACGUCACGAUUGAGAAGGAUGGUGGUUGUAAUCAUAUGGUGUGCAAAAAUCAGAAUUGCAAAACUGAUUUUUGUUGGGUGUGUCUUGGACCUUGGGAGCCACAUGGUUCUAGUUGGUAUAAUUGUAAUCGCUACGAUGAAGAGGAGGCCAAAGCUGCUAGAGAUGCUCAAGAGAAGAAAAGAUCUGCACUGCAAAGAUACUUAUUUUAUUGUAAUAGAUAUAUGAAUCACAUGCAGUCAUUGAAAUUUGAAAGUAAACUUUAUGCAAGCGUAAAAGAAAAAAUGGAAGAAAUGCAGCAGCAUAAUAUGUCCUGGAUUGAGGUACAAUUUUUGAAAAAAGCCGUAGAUAUUUUGUGUUCCUGUAGACAGACUCUUAUGUAUACUUACGUUUUUGCUUACUAUUUGAAAAAAAAUAACCAAUCUGUGAUUUUUGAAGACAACCAAAAAGAUCUAGAGGGAACGACAGAACGUCUCUCAGAAUAUCUUGAAAGAGAUAUUACAAGCGAAAACCUUGCUGAUAUUAAGCAAAAAGUUCAAGAUAAAUAUAGAUACUGCGAUAGUCGGAGGAAAGUGCUUUUAGAACAUGUACACGAAGGAUAUGAAAAGGAUUGGUGGGAUUACGUGGAAUAGAGGACUGUACCAAUUUUGUGUUUCGGGGAUGUACAACAAGUUUUUUAUCUUGUUACUGUUGCCCCAGCUGUGAUAAAUCAAGAAAGCUGAUAAAGAGACGAAAAAUAGGACAUGUCAUCAAGUGAUUUACGUGUUACAUAUACUUUAAACACAAUAUGAUCUAUGGCAACACAUAUAUCAUUAUGAAUUAUGAAUUUAUUAAAAUUGAAUCCUACUACUAUCAGGCUUCAUGUAAAAUUCUUUUAUAUUGAUUACGAGAGCUCUGAUUUGCGCUAGCUGUGUGCUAUUUGUUGUCGUAAUGUCUUUAUCCUUCAUAAAUAUGGGUUGCAAUUGUA
Megalopta genalis is the source of this 2607-nucleotide messenger RNA. RefSeq names its product E3 ubiquitin-protein ligase ariadne-1 (gene ari-1). Lineage: Eukaryota; Metazoa; Arthropoda; Insecta; Hymenoptera; Halictidae. The record is from RefSeq and is a predicted model, not a curated record. Gene Ontology annotation, molecular function: ubiquitin-protein transferase activity; zinc ion binding. Gene Ontology annotation, biological process: protein ubiquitination.